Messenger RNA from Sceloporus undulatus (fence lizard), 2684 nucleotides. It is a transcript of the gene RECQL, whose product is annotated as RecQ like helicase. The record is from RefSeq and is a predicted model, not a curated record. Gene Ontology annotation, molecular function: nucleic acid binding; four-way junction helicase activity; 3'-5' DNA helicase activity. The transcript has 15 exons. NCBI's taxonomy places the organism in Eukaryota, Metazoa, Chordata, Lepidosauria, Squamata, Phrynosomatidae. Gene Ontology annotation, cellular component: cytoplasm; chromosome. The coding region runs from base 189 to 2177 and encodes 662 amino acids. Gene Ontology annotation, biological process: double-strand break repair via homologous recombination.
GGAGAAACCGGAAGCGGGGUCGGAGGGACAAAAAGAUGCCGGCUGCGUUAGAGUGAGGGAAGAGGAGGAGGAAGUCGGUCCUGACUGAGGAGGAAUAGCGAGACUCCUUCUGCAAAGCGAAGGAAGAAACAGAGGAUUGCUUUGGUCUGUACUUAUUUAUCAAGUGAGGUGCAUUUUUGAUACCGAAGAUGGCAACAACUCUUUCAGUGCUGCAAGAGGAACUUGCUUCUGUUGAUAGUGAACUGCAGGCAGUGGAGCUCCAAGUUCAAGAACUUCUGGAACGUCAGCAGGAACUUCUUAAGAAGAAGACAGUCCUGGCAAAGAAAAUAAAACAAUUUUCUGAUACUGAGAGUGGGAGCAGCAAAAAUACUGAAUCAGCAGCAGAAAGCUGGAACAAGGAAGAUUUUCCAUGGUCCACAAAGGUCAGAGAUAUGUUGCAAAGUAACUUCAAGCUACCCAGAUUUAGACCUUUGCAACUGGAAACUAUCAAUGUUACAAUGGCAGGAAAAGAUGUGUUCCUUGUUAUGCCUACGGGUGGUGGAAAGAGUUUGUGUUAUCAGCUACCAGCAGUCUGUUCUGGUGGUUUCACACUUGUGAUAUGUCCUCUUAUCUCACUUAUGGAGGAUCAGCUAAUGAUGUUAGAACAACUUGAAGUUUCUGCAACUUUACUGAAUGCAUCAAGCAGCAAGGAACAUGUAAAAUGGGUCCAUGCUGAAAUGCUGUCCCACAGUUCACAGCUAAAACUCAUUUAUGUGACCCCAGAGAAGAUUGCAAAAAGCAAGAUGUUUAUGUCGAAGCUGGAAAAAGCUUAUCAAGCAGGAAGGCUUUCACGCAUUGCGGUGGAUGAAGUCCAUUGCUGCAGCCAGUGGGGACAUGACUUCAGGCCUGAUUACAAAUUACUUGGUAUAUUAAAGCGCCAGUUUCCCAAUGCAUCUUUGAUUGGUUUGACUGCAACUGCAACUAGCCAUGUUCUGUGUGAUGCUCAGAAAAUUCUUUGUGUUCAGAAGUGUAUUACUUUCACAGCCUCAUUUAACCGACCCAACCUGUAUUAUGAGGUUCGAGAAAAGCCAUCAACUGCUCAAGAUUUCAUUGAAGACAUUGUGAAGCUCAUCAAUAGACGAUACAAAGGUCUUUCAGGAAUUAUCUACUGCUUUUCCCAGAAGGAUGCUGAACAAGUUACAAUGAGUUUACAAAAACUAGGGAUCAAAGCAGGGACCUACCAUGCAAAUAUGGAACCCAAAGAUAAGAGCAAAGUUCACAAGCACUGGUCUGCCAACGAAAUCCAGGUCGUAGUGGCCACUGUUGCCUUUGGCAUGGGAAUUGAUAAACCAGAUGUGAGAUUUGUAAUACAUCAUUCAAUGAGCAAAUCCAUGGAAAACUAUUACCAGGAGAGUGGACGUGCAGGUCGGGAUGACCAGAAAGCUGACUGCAUCUUAUACUAUGGUUUUGGGGACAUAUUCAGAAUCAGCACAAUGGUGGUGAUGGAAAAUGUAGGACAACAGAAAUUAUAUGACAUGGUUUCCUAUUGCCACAGCAUGAGCAGGAUUUGUGUUUGCAGAUGCCGUCGAGUGCUGAUAGCUCAUCACUUCGAUGAGGCCUGGGAUUCUGCCAACUGUAACAAAAUGUGUGACAAUUGCUGUCGAGAGGAGUCAUUUGAAAAUAUGAAUGUGACAGGGCACUGUCAGGAUCUCAUCAAGAUUUUAAAGCAAGUGGACCACAUGAAGGAGAAAUUCACUCCUCUAAAAUUGACUGAUGCCUGGCUUGGGAAAGGUUUGUCAAAACUAGGAGUACGAGAUGUUGUUGCUCCCAAGCUUCCACGUGAGGUACUGGAGAGAAUCAUUGCCCAUUUGAUACUGCAGCAGUACCUGAAGGAAGACUUUAGUUUUACAGCAUUUGCUACAAUAUCCUAUGUGAAGAUAGGUCCCAGAGCUGAUCUUCUGAAAAAUAAGGGUCAUGUUAUCAAUAUGCAAGUGAUAACAAGGAAAAACAGUAUUGCUAAGGUCAGAUCACCUCAAUUAUCCAGUCCAGAAAGCCUGAUCCGAAAGAAAAUGGAGGUUACAUGCAAAAAACAGCAAAAUGAACGUAAACGGACUCAUUCAAAAAAUCCCACCCAAGCAAAAAAGUCUAAAACUGCCAUAAAUGAAGAAGAGAGUGAGCUUAUGAUCAUAGAAGAUUGAGAAGGUGGAUUCAAACAUGUUUUGCACUACUCAGCUUGUCCUGUAGGGAAAACAAGGGCAUACAGAAUGCAUUUUUUUUCUUCAACCAUGCAGACAUAAGAAAUCACAGCAAAUUGGUAGCACUGCAAGGAGAAAUGCUUGAAGAAAAUAGUCACAGAAGCCAACAAUUUCAGUUAGCGGCCACUACCAGUGUACAAACUUAUUUUUGAACGUCUUUCCUUUUUUGCAUGGCAGGAUUUUCUUUGUGCAAUAAUUCUGCAGUGUCUGUUUUUAAGAGUAUGGGGCAGACCAGAAAGAAGAAUAUCCCAUCCCAACUCCCACUCCUCUGUAAAUUCAAGAGCUCUAAAAUGUUGUUUAUUUUCAGCAAAAUUCAAUAUGUAUUAUUUUUCAUUCUCUUAUCAUGAUGCAAAAAAGUAGGUAAGGAGUGUAUUUUAUUUUUUUGAAAAAAGGUAAAAAUUUGUACUUCAUUCAUCUUUUAUACAAUAAAAAUAUCUCUUUUCAAGUUGU